AUGACGGAUGGUGGCAGCACGUCGCGGAUAGUGGGCGGAGUGCAAGCGCCCCCUGGGUACGCACCUCAUAUGGCCGCCCUAAUUUUUGGUGACACCUUCAAAGGCCUCAUAUGCGGUGGCUCGAUAGUCUCCAAACGGCACAUACUCACCGCCGCCCAUUGCAUAGACCCGAUGGUCAUGUGGGGUGGUCAGUUAUAUCCCUCCUUUCGCGCGGUGGUAGGCUCAAACAGAUGGGACUCUGACGCCAUCGUCGCCAAAUUCAGCCAUUACGUUAAUCAUCCGGAAUGGGACUGGAGUACUAUCAAAAACGACAUCGGAAUUCUGUAUCUCACUGAGGAGUUGAAUCUCAGCAGUACAGUGGCCGUCAUUGCCUUGAGCUUUAAAUGGAUAGAUGGCGGUGAGAAGAGCUACGCGACAGGUUGGGGAAGAUUGGGGGCUUGGGAUCCAAUUCCCGAUUACCUGCAGCUGCUUUAUCUGGAGACCAUUUCUUCUAAGGAGUGCGCUGAGGGUAUACGCGAGGCUUCCACGUGGUGGGGCUCCUCACCUCCUUUGGACCCUAAAGUAGAGAUAUGCACUUUCCAUUCGCCGGGACACGGCAUGUGCAAUGGAGAUUCUGGCAGUGCGUUGGUUUCCCAGAAGACAGGACAUCAGACCGGAAUAGUGUCGUGGGGCUUCCCAUGCGCCCGUGGGGCUCCCGACGUGUUCGUCAGAAUAAGCGGCUUCAAAGAAUUCCUCCUCCAAAACUUGGGGAAGAAUAUUAGUUAUAUUGAA
This is a messenger RNA of Iphiclides podalirius (scarce swallowtail), 771 nucleotides long. NCBI's taxonomy places the organism in Eukaryota, Metazoa, Arthropoda, Insecta, Lepidoptera, Papilionidae. The record is from the annotation of a GenBank genome assembly.